AUGCUUGCUCGACAUCCGCUUAUGGAGCCUACUGACGACACCCUGAUAUCACCCCCGAUGAUCCGAUACCAGCCUGACAUGUCAGAACUGGGCCGCCAGCGGGACCAUGCCAUUGUAGAUUAUACGGGGGACCUGGCAGGUAUCGGGGACGUUUUCGACUUCACUGCGAGUUUCUUUCCUUUCCAGGAUGUGCCGCUCGGCACUGCAGCACGAGUGUCAGAGGCCAUGAGUGGCGACAAUGUGAAUGUGCGCUCUCGUCAGGUCACGGCUGAGCCACCUGCUGGAUCUCGAAACACUGGAUGUUCAUGCUCGGGGCUGGGCGGAAGCAAUAAAGCCUGGCGCCCGCACACAGCACCGGGUUACAAUCGAACCAGUAGUAUUAGCGGAUAUUACUGA
Messenger RNA from Sphaeroforma arctica JP610, 396 nucleotides. RefSeq lists its product as hypothetical. Lineage: Eukaryota; Ichthyosporea; Ichthyophonida. Bases 1 to 396 code for a protein of 131 amino acids. The transcript has a single exon. The record is from RefSeq and is a predicted model, not a curated record.